Messenger RNA from Vespa mandarinia (Asian giant hornet), 2588 nucleotides. RefSeq lists its product as uncharacterized. The record is from RefSeq and is a predicted model, not a curated record. NCBI's taxonomy places the organism in Eukaryota, Metazoa, Arthropoda, Insecta, Hymenoptera, Vespidae.
UAGUAGUCGCGUUAAAAACUCGUCGAUAGUUGCAUAGAUAUACGAUUUUCGAACAAUAGUUCUUUUUUUUUUUGUGAUCUUUCGGUAACAAUUGUGGUCGUCGUCGUCAACGAUGUCGUUGAAAAGUUAUUAAGAAAAAAGAUAAUAUUGCGAUUAAUCGAAACAAUGUACAUACAUACAUGUGUAAUAACGUCGGGAGAAUACGUGCACGAUCAAAAGAGAAAAAAAAAUAUAUAUAUAUAUAUAUAUUUAUAUAUUUAUAUUUAAUACGUAACGUUAUUAAGAAUAAUAAUAAAUACAAUAGUAACGUAUGACGACGGAGUAUUUGAAAUUGUACGAGAGAUCCGAUUGGUUGAGAUUCUUUUUUUACUUCGAACGUUUGUAUAGGUGAAUGCAAAUGUGGGAAGACGAUUAUUUUUGAUAAAGAAAACAUUAAAUGUCAACUUUCUCGAAGUGUGCAACAACUGGUUUUUGAAAUGAUGCCGUCGAGGAUAAUAUUAUUCGACGUCGGUGUGAGAAAUAAUCUUCAUAAGAUGAACGUUAAAAUUUUAUACGGACCACGGUGGAGACCGCUUUAUAGGUUACAGGAGGAAAGAUCAAGGAGGAUUGAGGUGUAUCGAAUUUAGUUAGUUUUCGUUCGUUUCAUCGAAUCAUGGGCAAUGGAAUAUCUUGCUGUUUACAAAAAAAGAAGAUCGAGAUUAGCAACGACAAGGAUUGGCAGGAAUUAUUAGAACGUCCUGGUCUAACAUUAGUUGACGUUUAUUCCGAAUGGAGUGGUCCUUGCGUAGCUAUGGUUGGCAUCCUACGAAAAAUCAAAAUGGAGGUUGCGGGUGAAGCGAUAAAUUAUGCGAUAGCUAAGAACGACGAGAUCGAAGAUCUUCAAAGAUUUCGUGGCUUCAGUGAACCAGUAUGGAUGUUUAUUCAGAAUGGUAAAAUGGUUAACCUCAUAUUUGGUGCCGAUGCGCCGAUGUUGCAAAAAAUAUUGUUGGCAGAAUUUCGAAGGGUCCAAGAGGAUUUACCACCCGUUUGGGAAAUAUCACCCGAACAGCGUGGUCCCAAAGAGGAAAUUCGAUGGCAAAAGGAGGAAGCCAUAAGAAAAUUGAUCGAGGAUAAGGAGAAGGAAGAGAAGGAGACUAAGGAGAAGGAAGAAUACGAAACGUUUAUGGAACAAAUGAUGUUAGAACUUAGUGAAUUGUUUAUCAUUGUUAUGUAUCCGUGGGUAUUCAAGGACGAACAAGGUAAUCCAAAGAUCAAAAUGCAAUGUCCACCGUAUACAGAAUUGGUACGUGAUCUUUUACGGCAAAUAUUCGAUGUUCAAGAGGAAAUAAGGAUUGAGCUUGACGAGGAGAUUAUAAAGAAAAUGUUCGUUGAGAGUAACGUCGUAAUUACGAACGAAAUUGUCGCAGGCUUAACCAAUGGCAAAUGUAUGGCCAUUAGAAUGAAAAGUAGACCACCGCCGAUCGAUUGGCCUGUUCCUUAUCCUUUCACAUGCCCGGAAGAUGUUCCACCUGAAAAAUGUCCUGUAAGGGCCAUAAACGACAUUGAAAAUUAUUUUCACAGUUUAUUAGACAAUCAGUCACGUAGAACAACGAUAGUUGGUGAUCUAUUAAAAAUGCCAAAAGAAUCGAUAGUUGGUACAUAUAUGGAAAGAUAUACGUACGAGUACGAAGCUGAUCCUGAAGAUGAAGAUGAUAUAGAUAGAAUUGAUCCACCUAUUUGGGCACCUAAUAACGCCAGAAGUAAAGUACACGUAUUCCUGACACUAUUCCCAGAGUACAUGGCCGAAAAUCAUUAUUACGAAAUACCAAAACCACCACCGCCUUUAUGUGCCUUUAAAUAUUAUGCCAAGAAGACGGACGAUUUGAAGAUUAGCGUUGAAAGUUAUCCAGAAGCCAUUGAAUAUUUUGGUGCCUUUUUGUUGGACGAGCCUAUCCUAACACGAAAGAUAGCUGACAGUAUUGAUGAGUUUAAAAAAAAAGUGCCGAAACCAACGUUAGAGAUCUUCGUAGCUGUCAUUAAAAAGAUAAACGAAGAAAUUUUCUUAGGAUUUGCUGGAAUCAAUCCUUAUUUUGCCACUGAGGACGAAGAUGAGGUAAAAAAAGUGAUUGCCAAUUAUUUCUCAGAGACGACUACUGAGGAUUAUUAUUACGAGAUAGAAGAGGAUACGGAGGAACAAUAUUACGAAGGAAACAUUUAUUAUUAGCUCGGAACGAAGUAAAUGUAUGUAGAUAUGUGUGUGCGUGCGUGUGUAUAAAAGGAGCGUGUAAAAUAAAAAAGAGGAAAUAAUACAAGAAAAAAAAACGAAACGUGUAUGGAGGACAGAUGGAUGUAAAAAAAAAAUUUCUUUCCACGUGGCACUCCGUGCACAUUCGUCGAUUAGCUUCGAUAUUAUCAUCGAUAAGAUCGCAAAAAGAAUAAUAAUGUGGGAAUGAAAUUAAAGUCUUUUAGAAUCGUACGUGGGUGGUACGUUUUGAAACAUCAUCGAAAAUCAACGCUCGUGAUUAUUCCAAGGUUAAAGAUCUCUGGAAUCAUUUAUCGAAUUAAAUAAGUUAUCAUUGUUUGUCGAAUACAUACAUACAUACAUACAA